Molecule: messenger RNA, 630 nt
Organism: Arvicanthis niloticus (Nile rat)
Lineage: Eukaryota; Metazoa; Chordata; Mammalia; Rodentia; Muridae
Source: RefSeq, a predicted model, not a curated record
AUGGCUAACGGUGACCCCAAGAAACCAAAGGGCAAGAUGUCUGCUUAUGACUUCUUCGUGCAGACAUGCAGGGAAAAACAUAAGAAGAAAAACCCGGAGGUUCCAGUCAAUUUUGCGGAGUUUUCCAAGAAGUGCUCUGAGAGAUGGAAGACAAUGUCUAGCAAAGAGAAAUCGAAGUUUGAUGAAACGGCAAAGGCGGAUAAAGUACGCUAUGAUCGGGAGAUGAAAGUUUAUGGACCAGCUAACGGAGGCAAGAAGAAGAAGAAGGACCCGAAUGCCCCCAAAAGACCUCUGUCUGGAUUUUUCUUAUUCUGCUCCGAAUUCUGCCCCAAGAUCAAAUCCACAAACCCUGGUAUCUCCAGCGGAGAUGUGGCAAAAAAACUGGGUGAGAUGUGGAAUAACUUAAGUGACAGUGAAAAGCAGCCUUACCUUACCAACGCAGCAGAGCUGAAGGAGAAGUGUGAGAAGGGUGUUGCUGACUGUAAGUCUAAAGGGAAGUUUGAUGGCGCCAAGGGUCCUGCUAAAGUUACCAGAAAAAAGGUGGAAGAAGAAGAGGAGGAGGAGGAAGAAGAGGAAGAGGGGGAAGAUGAAUAAAAACUCUGUCUCCUUUUAAAUACCUUAGUGUAGGAG